This is a messenger RNA of Caenorhabditis remanei, 1071 nucleotides long. RefSeq lists its product as uncharacterized. The transcript has 3 exons. The record is from RefSeq and is a predicted model, not a curated record. Lineage: Eukaryota; Metazoa; Nematoda; Chromadorea; Rhabditida; Rhabditidae. Bases 1 to 1071 code for a protein of 356 amino acids.
AUGCGCUUCACAUCACUUGCCAUUGCUUUCCUCGCUUGCGCCCUCGUGGUGUCUGGCAAUGUGAUUCGUGAAAAGAGACAGUGUGGAUGUGCACAGCCGCAGCAAAGUCAGUGCUCGUGCCAACAGGUUCAACAGACUCAAUCAUGUUCGUGCCAAUCUGCUCCAGUUGUUCAACAAGCGGCCCCAGUUCAACAACAACAACCGCAACAAUCCUGCUCUUGCGCUCAACCACAACAGACUCAAACCGUUCAAGUCCAAGCUACUCAAUGCGCCCCAGCUUGCCAGCAAAGCUGCACCCAACAGUGCCAGGCUGCUCCAUCAGUUUCCCAGUGCCAACCACAAUGCCAACAACAAUGCCAGGCUCAAUGUUCUCCAUCGGUUGCUACCACCACUACCACCCAAGCCCCACAAGUAGUCCACAUUCAGCUCCAGGUCCAACAAGUUCAACAAGCUCAGGCCCAAUGCCAACCACAAUGUCAGCAACAAUGUCAGUCCUCAUGUGCUCAACAACAGCAACCAGCCAGUCAAUGCAACUCUGCCUGCAGCAAUCAAUGCUCUGAUAUGUGCCAACAGAAUGCCCAAGCUCCUCAACAAAUCCAACAGGUUCAACAAGUCCAACCAACCAACACUCAGAUGUACAACCCAUACAACAACAACAACCAAGGAUCCCAAUCCUGUGCUCCAGCUUGUCAACCAGCCUGUGACAACUCAUGCACUUCCCAACAAGCUCAACCAGCUGCUCCAAUGUACAACCCAUACCAGGACACCACCACCCAAGCUCCAGCCUCAUCCCAAGCUGUCAUUCAAAUCGUCCUUCAACGUUCAAUGGCUGAAUCCUCCCAAUGCGCUCCACAAUGUGAGCAAUCCUGCCAGCAACAGUGCGUCCAACAACAGCAGCCAGCCGCUCAAUGCCAGACAGCCUGCCAGGAUUCGUGCUCCAGCUCCUGCCAAGCAGCACAGCCAGCAACUACAUCUUGCCAACAGGCUCCAGCUAGCAGCCCAUCCAACUCGUGCUCCUGCCAAGCUAACUAUUCUCCAUGUGGAAACGGACAAUGCUGCAAAAGAAAGUGA